UAGGUCGGGAGGAGGUCACCGAGCUGAGACCAAGCCGCUGCUGCUCCCGGAGCCGGGCCCCGCCCUCCCUGCGACGCCGGGGCAGGGAGAGAUUCUGGGGGUCCUUGGGGUGCCGCGCUGACGGGGUCAGGCCGGGGCGCUGCAGGCCCCACCGCAGCCCCACCGGCCGGGUAAGCGGCGGCCCCCACGGGUUCCAGGCCCGCGCAGAGUCUGUGCAUCCGGCGCGGGGACCGGCGACUCCCCCGUGGCGCCGCGCAGGUCAGCGAGGGCGCCGGGGACCGCGCCACACCUGUCCGCUCCUCCCGGAGGCCCCUCGGCGCGGGGCCCGUGUCCGCCGUCGCUUUGAUCCCGGGGGCCCCGCUGGAUAAGAGUCUCGGCGGCUCCGCGCCAGCGCCAGAGGGGGAGCGCAGCCGAGCCGGCGUCCCAGCGGGUGAGCCGAGGAGCCGGGCGCGGGGCAGCGGCGGUGGCCGCGGGCCCGAGCGGCGCGGCCAUGGGCCGAGGGGUGCGCGCGCUGCUGCUGCUGGGCCUGCUGCACUGGGCCGGGGGCGGCGAGGCCAGGAAGACCUGGCGGCGCCGCGGCCCGCAGCCGCCCCCGCCCCCGCCCCCGCCCCCGCCCCGCGCCGAGGCCGCCCCCGCGGCGGCGCAGCCCGUGGAGAGCUUCCCGCUGGACUUCACGGCCGUGGAGGGCAACAUGGACAGCUUCAUGGCGCAGGUCAAGAGCCUGGCGCAGUCCCUGUACCCCUGCUCGGCUCAGCAGCUCAACGAGGACCUGCGCCUGCACCUCCUGCUCAACACGUCGGUGACCUGCAACGACGGCAGCCCCGCCGGCUACUACCUGAAGGAAUCCAAGGGCAGUCGGCGGUGGCUCCUUUUUCUGGAAGGUGGCUGGUACUGCUUCAACCGGGAGAACUGCGACUCCCGCUAUGACACCAUGAGGCGCCUCAUGAGCUCCAGGGACUGGCCGCGCACCCGCACAGGCACCGGGAUCCUGUCCUCCCAGCCAGAGGAAAACCCCCACUGGUGGAAUGCCAACAUGGUCUUCAUCCCCUACUGCUCCAGCGAUGUCUGGAGUGGGGCUUCGUCCAAGUCUGAGAAGAACGAGUAUGCUUUCAUGGGCGCCCUCAUCAUCCAGGAGGUGGUCCGAGAGCUCCUGGGCAAGGGGCUGAGCGGGGCCAAGGUGCUGCUGCUGGCAGGGAGCAGCGCGGGGGGCACAGGGGUGCUGCUGAACGUGGACCGCGUGGCCGAGCAGCUGGAGGAGCUGGGCUACCCGGCCAUCCAGGUGCGGGGCCUGGCGGACUCGGGCUGGUUCCUGGACAACAAGCAGUACCGCCGAACAGACUGCAUCGACACUGUCACCUGUGCGCCCACGGAGGCCAUACGCCGAGGCAUCAGGUACUGGAACGGGGUGGUCCCGGAGCGCUGUCGGCACCAGUUCAAGGACGGCGAGGAGUGGAACUGCUUCUUUGGCUACAAAGUCUACCCAACGCUGCGCUGCCCGGUGUUUGUGGUGCAGUGGCUGUUCGAUGAGGCUCAGCUGACCGUGGACAACGUGCACCUCACGGGACAGCCUGUGCAGGAGGGCCAGUGGCUGUACAUCCAGAACCUGGGCCGUGAGCUGCGGAACACGCUCAAGGAUGUGCCGGCCAGCUUCGCCCCCGCCUGCCUCUCCCAUGAGAUCAUCAUCCGGAGCCACUGGACGGAUGUCCAGGUGAAGGGGACCUCGCUGCCCCGGGCGCUGCACUGCUGGGACAGAAGCCUGCAUGACGGCCACAAGGCCAGCAAGGCCCCGCUGAAGGGCUGCCCCGUCCACCUGGUGGACAGCUGCCCCUGGCCCCACUGCAACCCCUCUUGCCCCACCAUCCGGGACCAGUUCACCGGGCAGGAGAUGAACGUGGCCCAGUUCCUCAUGCACAUGGGCUUCGACGUGCAGACCGUGGCGCAGCAGCAGGGCCUGGAGCCCAGUACGCUGCUGGGGAUGCUGAGCAGUGGGAGCUAGGGGUCCCGCCCCGGGGAGCUGGCGCUGGGGCCGGCCACGCCACGGGCUCCGCUGCCCCUCCUAGGACGGACGGGGCCCCGGCUGGCCCCACAGCUGCCUUCACUGCCCCUCUACCACUGCCGCCGGGAGCCCAGCCGCAGCCCCCAGCCCUGCCUCCUGCCCACGCUGGGGAGUCCCAAGCACUGGGCUCCAGCCCACCAGCCCGGAUGUCCCCCGAGCCCAGCCCCAGCCUCAGCCUCUCUUGGCAUUUUGUAUUAUUUUAUAAAGUGACUUUUUUAUUACUUUAAUUUUUUUAAAAAGGAAAAUAAGAAAUAUAUGAUUAAUGAUAUUGUUCUGUAACAUAUUUUUUUUAAAUAAUGAAAAAAAAAAGACAACAAAAGAGCCUCA
Messenger RNA from Nyctereutes procyonoides (raccoon dog), 2383 nucleotides. RefSeq names its product notum, palmitoleoyl-protein carboxylesterase (gene NOTUM). Gene Ontology annotation, molecular function: hydrolase activity. The coding region runs from base 491 to 1996 and encodes 501 amino acids. The transcript is spliced from 12 exons. Lineage: Eukaryota; Metazoa; Chordata; Mammalia; Carnivora; Canidae. The record is from RefSeq and is a predicted model, not a curated record.